This is a messenger RNA of Gekko japonicus, 504 nucleotides long. RefSeq names its product zymogen granule membrane protein 16-like. The record is from RefSeq and is a predicted model, not a curated record. The transcript is spliced from 3 exons. The coding region runs from base 1 to 504 and encodes 167 amino acids. Lineage: Eukaryota; Metazoa; Chordata; Lepidosauria; Squamata; Gekkonidae.
AUGUUUCGUUUCGUCAUCCUCGUGUUAAUCUGUUGUGCCAUCUCUGUCAGUGCAGGGCUGUCUAAGAAACGCUCUGCUUCCCAUUCUGGCGAGUACGGAGGGACUGGAGGAACACGCUUCUCACACUCCUUAAACCAGUUGGAUGGGUCCAUAACUGCCCUUAAGAUCUGGGCAGACUCAUCAUCCAUUAAAGGCCUCCAGGUCAAGUACGGGAAGGAGUGGAGCGACCUUGUGGGGAGUUCAUCAGGUGACUUGCAGACAAUCGAGCUUCGCCCUGGAGAGGCAAUCACUCAUGUCUCUGGGAAGGCUGAUUCGUACAUCCGCAAACUUAAAUUCCUCACCAACCUUGGACGCCGCUUCACUUGUGGAGCUGACACAGGCACCAGUUUUACUGCCCUUCCAGUCUUUCCAAGAGCUGUCCUGUCAUAUUUCAGUGGCCGCUCUGGUGCCAUCAUUGAUGCCAUCAGUUUCCACUGGAAUGUGAAGCGGGACAGUGAGAACUAA